GUGCUUGUUCAACCCUCUCGGGGCCUCUCAUGUCAGUCUUCAUCUGGUAAAGUGGAAAUGUUUUCGCGUUACUGACCCUCUUACCUUCAGUGCAUUGACAUGAGUUGGUGGUACCGAAGACAGGCACGGCUACAUUCAGGUCAGCCUCGAUCCACGACCCGACAACAUCACUUGUGGUAAAGAUUGUUUUACAGCCGACACUUGUACUGUGCUACCAUUAAAAGACAUGGAAGUCGAAAUAGUGAUGCAGGAUAAUCUCCCCAGUGUCCAUCCGUCUGCUAGUGACAAACAGCAGACAGCUCCUGACAACAAACAGCAGAAAGAUACUGGCGACUCGAAACAGACGGUUCCUAAUGACGGACAACUGGCAGCGUCUAAUGGCGGGCAGCACACGACAGUGACCCGGAUAGAAAUGUUAUACACUGUCACAGAAACGCCACCUUGGUACCUGUGUAUCCUGCUGGCUUUCCAGCAUUAUUUGACGGCUUUUGGUUCUACUAUAACUGUACCUCUGGUGCUGGCUAAACACCUCUGCGUGGCGGGUGACGUAGUCGGGUUGAGUGAAAUAUUGGGAACUAUUUUCUUUGUAUCCGGUAUUUCUACGCUGCUACAGACGACGUUUGGUGUACGGUUACCGAUUGUGCAGGGUGCGACGUUUGCGUUUCUGGCCCCGGCUAUUUCCGUCCUAAAUCUUCCUAUAUGGCAGUGUCCGUUCAACGAAACGAGUCAGACGGAUGUAUCGUUCAACAGCACACAGUUUGGAGAAAUUGGAGGCGACGCGCAUCGAGAAAUUUGGCAAUCAAGGAUACGAGAGAUUCAAGGUGCUGUCAUGGUUGCGUCUUUGUUUCAAGUGCUGAUCGGGUUCAGUGGUCUAAUGGGCAUGGUGCUUCAUUUCAUUGGUCCACUGUCGAUAGCACCAACAAUCGCUCUGAUUGGUCUGUCGUUGUUUGACGCGGCAUCCGAGAAGGCUUCUAAACACUGGUGGAUUGCGAUAACAACUGUGAUCCUGAUUACCGUGUUUUCGCAGUACCUGAGAAACAUCACUGUGCCGUGCCCCCGGUACACUAAGAAGGAUGGGUGUGCUGCUUCCAGAAAGCCCGUUUUUAAACUCUUUCCGAUUCUGUUGGCGAUGGGCGUUGCCUGGGUGAUAUGCGCCUUACUGACGGUGUUCGGCGCCCUUCCGUCCGACCCGGACGACUGGGGCUACUACGCACGGACGGAUGUACGUUCUAGAGUUCUUACAGAGGCUCCGUGGUUUCGUUUUCCGUAUCCAGGUCAGUGGGGAAUGCCGACAGUGAGUGCCUCGGCAGUGUUUGGGAUGUUAGCUGGCGUGAUGGCAUCCAUGAUUGAAUCAGUGGGAGAUUACUACGCAUGCGCCAGUCUGACGGGUUCUCCGCCACCACCGGUACAUGCGGUAAAUAGAGGUAUUGGUAUAGAAGGCAUCACGUGCAUUAUUGCUGGGGCGUGGGGAACGGCAAACGGUACAACCUCCUACAGUGAAAACGUUGGUGCCAUUGGAAUAACAAAGGUUGGCAGCAGGGCGGUGGUCCAGACGGCGGGGGUGCUGCUCGUGUUGAUGGGGUGUAUGGGUAAAGUAGGAGCACUGUUCGUCACCAUGCCAGACCCCGUUGUAGGCGGGAUGUUCAUUGUAAUGUUUGGCAUGAUCACAGCUGUAGGUCUUUCCAAUUUGCAACACGUGCAGCUGACGUCAUCAAGGAAUCUGUUCAUCCUUGGCCUGUCCCUGUUUCUGGGUCUAUCACUUCCCAAGUGGAUGCAGAACAAUAAACAGGUGAUCAAAACAGGAAAUGCGAGUUUUGAUCAGAUUGUUGAGGUUCUUCUCAGCACCAGUAUGUUUGUAGGAGGAUUCUUAGGAUUUCUGCUUGACAACACGUUGCCUGGAACAGCAGCUGAAAGAGGGAUUCAGAAAUGGCGGGAACGUAGCACACAUCCUGACGACUACAGCAGCGCGUCAGACAUGCACAUCUACGAUCUACCUCUCGUCCAGAAAUAUCUUGACCAGUGCAAAUGGACACGGUAUCUGCCGUUUUUACCCACCAGUGAGGGAAACAAUCAAAGAAAAUGUCAAUGCUCAAUAGCAUCACUUUGCAAAUGUUUUGUGAAAAAGCAGAAAAACACGAAUGUUCCAUGACUGUAAGAGAAUGCAAAGAACUUUCUGUUCGGUACUUCAUAUACAAUUCACUAUGCGAGUUUCACUAUGCAAUUCUAAAAUGUUAAAUACUACAUGUAUAUGCUAAUUAAUUUUCAAACUGAUCAAAUUGAUUCGCACGUGCAGUCACUGAGUAUCAAAACAGUUAGAAAUACCACCUGUUUUGGUUUGUUAUUAAGCACAUACUGCUCCCCUAAAGCGCAGUACUGUUAUGCAUACAUCAUUUAUUGUUGGGUGUUUGUUUUUUAGGUUAUUUAUGUUCUCUUUUCAUUUUCCACUAUUUUGGGUUUUGAUUGUUAUUGUAGGGUCGUUGUGCAACACGGUUGCCAACGACCUAUUUACUUUUUAUGUUAAAAAAGGCUUUGGUACAGCAUAUCAUGUGUACAUAUACAUUUAUCAGUAUUUGGUUAGUGGAGGAAGGUUAUCAAGUUUUACUAGGAGUAUAUCUCAAGGCUCAUGUAUAUCACUUACAUUAUUAUUAUUAUUAUUAAAGUUUAAAAUGUUCUCUGUCAAAAUUCCAAAUGAAUAGUAGUAUUAAGUUUGUGUCUGCAAAUUGUCAGGGCCUUGCAGAUAAAAAGGUUUUGAGAGAUGUGUUAAAUUACUAUAAAUCAAAAACAUAUUCAAUAAUAUGUUUGCAGGACAUUCAUAAAGAUGAAAAUGAUGCACGGCGGAUGAAACAUUUAUGGAAUAUGCACACACUAAUACCACCUUGUAAUACAGGACAGAGAGGAGUUGCUAUUCUAUUUAAUAAUAAUAAUGAAUAUGUUACGAACAUUAGUAUUCAAACGCUCAAGAUUUAUGUUUAUGAGUUGGCGAAAUGGAACAACUACUAGUAAUUAUUUCUGAAUAUUUUUGUUUCUGAUCAGUGUUAGUUACCAGUUAUUAACUGAUUUGUGUUACCCUUUGUAAAAUGAAUAUUCUAAUACAACUUUCAAUAAAUUGAAUUAUGAC
Molecule: messenger RNA, 3118 nt
Organism: Gigantopelta aegis
Lineage: Eukaryota; Metazoa; Mollusca; Gastropoda; Neomphalida; Peltospiridae
Product: solute carrier family 23 member 1-like
Exons: 14
Coding region: 227-2149 (640 amino acids)
Biological process (GO): transmembrane transport
Cellular component (GO): membrane
Molecular function (GO): transmembrane transporter activity
Source: RefSeq, a predicted model, not a curated record